This is a messenger RNA of Lathyrus oleraceus (garden pea), 1191 nucleotides long. RefSeq lists its product as uncharacterized. The transcript has a single exon. NCBI's taxonomy places the organism in Eukaryota, Viridiplantae, Streptophyta, Magnoliopsida, Fabales, Fabaceae. Gene Ontology annotation, biological process: DNA integration. Gene Ontology annotation, molecular function: RNA-DNA hybrid ribonuclease activity; nucleic acid binding. Bases 1 to 1191 code for a protein of 396 amino acids. The record is from RefSeq and is a predicted model, not a curated record.
AUGCCAUUAAAAGUUGUGAAAGGCCAAGUAGUAGCAGACUUUAUAGUCGAUCACUCCAUUGACGUUGCCGCUUUGAACUAUGUUGAAUUAGGGUCGUGGAAGCAAUACUUCGACAAAUCUAGCCAUAAAAAUGGCACAUGUAUCGGAGUCGUAGUUAUUUCUCCAAAUAAAAUUCCAACGACAUUCCAAUAUAAAGUAGAGGGUAUUUGUUCAAAUAACGAAGCUGAAUACAAAGCCCUCAUAACAGGACUUGAAAUGUUGUUGGGAUUGGGGGCAACCCGGGUCGAAAUAAUGAGAGACUCAGAGCUAGUCAUAAAACAGAUCACGAAAGAAUAUAGGUGUGUUAAGGAGAAUCUGAUCACGUAUUUCAUAAUCGCCAGUGGAUUGUUGAAAAAGUUUGAAAUGGUUUAUAUUCGACAUAUACCACGAAUAGAGAACAUGAUAGCUAAUGACUUGGCCCAAAUCGCAUCUGGGUAUAAAAUUUCGAGAGAAAAAUUGCACAAAGUCAUAGAAGUCAGAGGAAAGGUAGUGGAAACCAGAUUAAUUCCCCUGGAUUUAGAACAUACAAGAUUAGGAUGUGCUGAUGAGGGAAAUUUCGAAGUAUUGGCGAUAGUCAGUUUGGCAGAUGAAGACUGGAGAAAACCAAUAGUAGUAUACCUACAGAAUCCCACAACCUAUACUGAUCGAAAAACCAGGUAUCGAGCAUUAAGUUAUGUUCUUUUGGGUUCAGAGUUGUUUAAGAAAUCUCCGGAACGAAUUUUGGUGAAAUGCCUUAGUGAGUCAGAGGCAUACUUUGCCCUUUCAACUGUACAUAGUGGAACAUGUGGGGCACACCAAGUCGGUCAUAAGAUGAAACGGAUUUCAUUUCGACAAGGAGUGUAUUGGCCUACUAUGUUGAAAGAUUGCGUUGAAUUCACGAAGGGAUGUCAAGAGUGCCAGGUGCAUCCGGGCAUACAACAUGUCUCUGCAAAUGAAUUACAUUCUAUCAUCAAACCAUGGCCAUUUAGAGGUUGGGCUUUGGACUUGAUCGGAGAAAUUCGACCUCCCUCAUCAAAAAGUCAAAGGUUCAUAUUGGUAGGAGUUGAUUAUUUCACAAAAUGGGGUGAAGCCAUACCUUUUCCAAAUGUGAGCCAACAGGAUGUGAUCGAAUUCAUUCAAAAGUAUAUUAUUUAUAGGUUUGGAAUUCCAUAA